AUGACCAAAGCGAUAGGUGAACAUCAUUUUUCUUGUACAGAUACUCUAUUUGUUGCUGGAACGGAAACAAAUACAGCUACAUUAGAAUGGGCAAUGGCAGAACUACUCCAGAAUGAAAAGGCAAUGUCAAAAGCAAAACAAGAGAUGGAUCAAAUCAUUGGCAAAGGUAAACUUGUUGAGGAAUCAGAUGUUGCUAGGCUUCCUUAUUUGCAAGCAGUGAUAAAGGAAACCUUCCGUUUGCACCUUCCAGUCCCAUUUUUAAUCCCUCGCAGGGCCAAUGCAAAUGUGGAAAUUUGUGGCUACACAAUCCCCAAAGAUGCACAUGUUCUAGUCAAUGUGUGGGCUAUUGGAAGAAACUCAAGCAUUUGGGAAAAUGCAAAUUUGUUUUCACCAGAAAGGUUCUUAGGCUCUGAAGUUGAUGUUAAAGGUCACAAUUAUGAACUUACACCAUUUGGUGUCGGGCGACGAAUUUGUCCUGGAGUACCAUUAGCUAUGAGGACAUUGUAUUUGAUGUUGGGUUCACUAAUUAAUUGUUUUGAUUGGAAACUUGAAGAUGAAGUGACAAUAGAUGAUAUGAACAUGGAAGACAAAUUUGGGAUAACCUUAGUAAAGGCCCAGCCAGUGAGAGUCAUUCCAAAGAAAAUAAGCAAUUAA
Lotus japonicus is the source of this 654-nucleotide messenger RNA. Its product is annotated as geraniol 8-hydroxylase-like. Bases 1 to 654 code for a protein of 217 amino acids. Gene Ontology annotation, molecular function: iron ion binding; oxidoreductase activity, acting on paired donors, with incorporation or reduction of molecular oxygen; monooxygenase activity. Lineage: Eukaryota; Viridiplantae; Streptophyta; Magnoliopsida; Fabales; Fabaceae. The record is from RefSeq and is a predicted model, not a curated record. The transcript is spliced from 2 exons.